This is a messenger RNA of Helicoverpa armigera (cotton bollworm), 1849 nucleotides long. RefSeq lists its product as uncharacterized. Lineage: Eukaryota; Metazoa; Arthropoda; Insecta; Lepidoptera; Noctuidae. The record is from RefSeq and is a predicted model, not a curated record. The coding region runs from base 91 to 690 and encodes 199 amino acids. The transcript is spliced from 5 exons.
AUUCAAUGGAGAGAAAAAAGUAUUUCAGACUCCUCUUUGCUUUUUUUUGAAGUUGCCUUAAAUUUACAAAAUAUCACUUUAUUCGAUAUUAUGUUGAAGAUAUGUACGAAAGAAAACAUAUGCAUAUUACACACCAUUGUCGAAGGAAGACGUGUUUCAGUUGCAACUCCGCUCUCAGAAGAAGACACCAUUUGUAUCGAUACUGCCAUGCAUAAAUACAUGUACUCAGGUUGUCGCGUUAGAGUGAGUUUGACAGACGUCACAACAGCCUAUGUCCUGGAAAGAAAUGCAUCGAGUGUAAGCACGUCGACAGCGUCUACAACGACGAGGGAGCCGGUGACGAGCGUGCUCGCUGCUACUGACCAGCCAGAGACAGUCGCCGCCAGUGAGAACUGGACAGCGACUAUCGUCACGGUUGCGGUAACAUCGGCGGCGGUGUUGCUGCUGGCGCUCAUCACAGUGGCCUGCAUACGUCUCUGUCGCGCGCGAACUCCCGGUCAGCCAGCUUCAGACCGCUUUUGGAAUCGGUUCUACGUGAACAUGUUGAUGCGAGAUGAAUGCAAUGCAGAGAUACGCGAGCGCGAGCGACGCGAUGCGGAGAUACGCGAGCGCGAGCGACGCGAAGCAGAGCCGGAAUAUGACUACGUGUACGACCACCGAUACGCCCCUCGUACACAAAGAACUCGCUGAAUAUUGUUACACUCGGCAUCAAACCAACAGUUUUGUGUGCAGUGCAGUGCCGAGCUCAGCUUACUGCGCCCACUGCAUAACAAUCCUUUCUCAGCUACUAAUUAUGUAGCUACAGGGGAAACAAUAAAUAUAAUAGGCCUUCUUUGCUAAGAGAGAUUCAAACUUGGCUAUAAAACGGCACUUUUCGAACGUCAGAAGCUUCAACAAACUGCCCCUUGAGUUGAUCUUUUUGUACAUCCGCUAGCACGACAAGACAAAUACUAGCGAAACUAUUUCUAACAAUUAUUUUUAAUUCAUGUUUUAAUUUCUAUUAUCGUAGUAUUAACAUUUCAUAGUAUCAUUUCGUAGUUUUAUAUAUCAUAGUACUAACAUUGUAUCGUACUAUUACACUGUGGAAUGCAAAUAAGUAUUUUCAUAUGCGAACAUAGUUUAGUAAGUAAGGAUAUAAAGUCCUAUGACAACAAUGACAAGAUUACUAGCAAUCUUUAAUAUUAUUUGUUACCUAUUGUAAUUAGUCUGUAAGCCUUCAUUAAAACUAAUAAAUAAACUAAGACGCUCCCAUUUAGAUCGCGCAAUACCUAGGUAAGUAUAUCGUUUUGUGAACAUUCAGUCAUAUUGAAGAAAGGUAGGCCAAUGAGUCUUAGCGAAUAUUGUAAUUGUACAUUAUGAUUAUUGUAAUAUUGCACAAUGUUAUUGCAGGGCUAGGGCUCGCCUUAUACGCGAUAUGUUCUACUCUCAAUAUAACUGGGUAGAAUUACAAAAUUGAUAUUCUUAAGAACUAAUAUAAAGAAAUAUUAGCCGAUCCCGCGAAUUUCGUACCGUUUAAGCCUUCCCUGGACCUCUACAAACAUUUUAAAACCAAAAAAGUCAAAUCGGUCCAGCUGUUCUCGAGUUUUAGUCAGACUAACGAACAGCAAUGCAUUUUCAUAUAUUUUGUUUAAGAGGACGAAUUGGAAUUUUUGGCCCCAAGGAUUUCAAUUUUUCUCAGUAAAUACAAAACGGAUCAAAAUACAACUUGGUUAUCUGAAAGUUCACGAUAUAAACCUUAUUUUGUUUGUUGUAGAAACAUGAUUAGGUAACUUUUAUAACAGAGAAAAAUAUAUCAAACAUACCUCUUUUUAAAAAGAGAUUCACAUAUUAUGGGCAUACGGGACCGAUU